UCGAGAUCGAGACUUGUAAGAAAGAAAGAAAAGCGUGACUUCAAGCUUGAGAAUAUGGGCAGAAGAUUGUCCCACCAACAAAAAUUUGUCUCAAUUUUUAAACUGAUUGAGCAUGGAUUCUUCAUUCUUUUGAAAUUCUUUUCUUCAAACUUCGUGUUUGUAUAUAUUUCAUAUCGUUUUAGAAAAAUUCAAAUGUUUUUCUUUCUUAAUGCAAAUUCAAUUGGGCCGAUCUUCUGAUCUGAAGCACUACAGAAUGUACACGUGAAGCUCCCAUCUGCGGACAGCUGCUUCUUGAAGCUUCUUCCAACUCCUAGUUCUGCAACACUCGUCAACUUUCCAGCGUCUUCCAGACCCGAAACUCCUCACGCAUCGGCGACAUAAAGAGCAACGAGCUCCCACCAUCUGCUUUCUCAAGGUGCAGCGAUCUCUAGUUGGUUUUUAGUCGACCGAGGAAUCAAGAGUAAUAGCGAGUUAUUAUCAGCCAUGGACCAACCAGCGAACCAGACGGUGACGUUCAGGAUGGUGAGCAAGGACGAGGAGGGGAAGAAAAGGGUGGAAAAGAAGGAGGUGGACACCCACGACCGGGACACCCUGCGGUACCUCCAGAAGAAGAUGGUGGACAAGGGGCUUCAGCGAAUGGAGCGCCACCCACGCGACGGUCUAAGCCUGGACCCUCCCCCUCCCAAGGCGGGCCACGGCGGCAAAUUCACCUGGGAAGGCCCCGCCGACAUCGCCGAGAACGAGCUCUCCGCGCCCGCGGCCAUCGACGAGGGCGACCCCAACUACGUGGACGACAGGCGAGAGGCGGAGGCGGAGGCGGAAGCGGUGGGACUGGUGGUAGGGGAGGUGGACGUGGCGAAGGCGACGGAAGUGAAGGAGGGCGUCUCCAGGAUUGAGGGUCGAGGACUCAAAAUUCCUAUUCAGUACUGCAUCGUAGUCUUGAGUUCGUCUAACACGAAGGCGCGCUUGUUUACAUCCAGUAACCCAGUCUUGAACUCUCCUGAUAUGUGGCAUUAUGAAGUUUUGGGCCUCUGCAGAGAAGGGAUUCAGUCAUCUGCUAUCUUUCGGAAGUCAUCCUCAGAAAGGAGAUUGGUGGAAGUUUUGUAUCAAAAUGAGGUUCUGCAGACGACGUAA
Nymphaea colorata (pocket water lily) is the source of this 1134-nucleotide messenger RNA. RefSeq lists its product as uncharacterized. NCBI's taxonomy places the organism in Eukaryota, Viridiplantae, Streptophyta, Magnoliopsida, Nymphaeales, Nymphaeaceae. The record is from RefSeq and is a predicted model, not a curated record. The transcript has 3 exons. Bases 484 to 1134 code for a protein of 216 amino acids.